AUGUCGAAAGCAAAGCAAACUGUUCCCCUUUCGCAACUUGUCGAUCACGCAACGAAUCAGAUUCAUCCCCAACCGAGUGUGAAGUCAUUUGCAACGCUCAGUAAAAUAGCGUCGACCAUUCCGAAUGCUCAGAUAGCACUUCGCGUUCAACUGAUUAGUAAAAUGAAAGCUUAUUGUAAUGGAUUUCUUCCAAAGAAAGAGAUGUAUUAUUGUUUAUGUUUAAUGGAUUAUUUAGUUGAGAACUGCCCCGAAUUCAGAAAACAAGUUCUUCAUGAGGACUUCAUCGCACUCUUCGAGCGUUCCGCAGACUUUGACAAAUCAAAGAAAUCGAAGAAGCCGGGAAUGGUGACGGAGAAAUCGUUGCAAAUCCUUCAGUCGUGGGGGAAUAAUUACACGAACGAAUUGUUUAACUACGAAGUCAUGUACAAUAAGUAUGUCGAAAAGGGGAUUGUCUUUCCUCCACCGAUUGUACGGAAAGAUACUCACCUGGAACAACAGGAAUCAACUUUACAACAAAUCAAUGACAUCGUUGCGGAGAUAGAAGAAUGUUCCGAACUCAUCCAAGACACCCUUGAGAAAGAGGAAAAUACAGUCAACGAACAAUCAGCAAAAUCAAUGCAUAAAAGAGCAGUCGAACUCAAUUCAAGAUUCAAUGUCUUGUUUGUCAAAUUCAUCGACACAGCUCAAGAGUCAAGUGACGUCCAAAAGUACUCCGAGAUCGAAUCAAACUUUACUAAUUUGAUUGUACAACUCGCAAGUAUUAUUAAUAACCCGAAAAAGGAAAUCUAUCGUACAUUCACGACAGGUCACAUCUUGGAAGAUAACACACCAAAACAAGACAAUGGAAGUAACGCCCCAAUCAUCGAAAGACUCAUCUCUCAAGAAAAUUUAAAUACUCAACAACAACAAAGACCAACAGGCGUUAGAGGAGCUAUACACUUGGCUCCACCACCAUCUAAAGGACAACCUUUGAGAAUCUCAAGAAAGAACACCGACAUCUCCGACGGGCAAAUCACUCAACAGUCGAAACUGUCCACGAACGCAUUUGUUUUCGAGACUAACCAAUUCCCGAAAAAAGAAGAGGGAGCCGCGAAAAGAACAAUCCACGACGACACUGAAGUGAUCAAUCAACUCAAAAGCAUUUUGUAG
This is a messenger RNA of Entamoeba invadens IP1, 1149 nucleotides long. RefSeq lists its product as hypothetical. Gene Ontology annotation, molecular function: ubiquitin binding; phosphatidylinositol binding. NCBI's taxonomy places the organism in Eukaryota, Evosea, Mastigamoebida, Endamoebidae. The coding region runs from base 1 to 1149 and encodes 382 amino acids. The transcript is spliced from 3 exons. The record is from RefSeq and is a predicted model, not a curated record.